Paramisgurnus dabryanus is the source of this 603-nucleotide messenger RNA. RefSeq names its product osmotic avoidance abnormal protein 3-like. Gene Ontology annotation, cellular component: microtubule associated complex. Lineage: Eukaryota; Metazoa; Chordata; Actinopteri; Cypriniformes; Cobitidae. Gene Ontology annotation, biological process: microtubule-based movement; spindle elongation; mitotic spindle organization. Gene Ontology annotation, molecular function: microtubule binding; microtubule motor activity; ATP binding. The record is from RefSeq and is a predicted model, not a curated record.
UUUGCUUGUGUAAUUAUUUGUUAUGUUUGUAAUGAAAAGGGAUCAGCAUUAAUCGUGUACUGCUGUGUCUUGGAAACGUGAUCAGCGCGCUUGGUGAUGAAAGCAAGAAGGGAACUUUCGUACCGUACAGAGACUCUAAGCUGACGCGUCUUCUCCAGGACUCUCUCGGAGGAAACAGUCACACGUUAAUGAUUGGUUGCGUCAGCCCAGCGGACUCCAGCAUUGAGGAAACGAUCAAUACGUUGCGAUACGCUGAUCGUGCCCGUGAAAUCAAAAAUAAACCCAUUUUGAAUGUUGACCCACGUGCAGCGGAAAUGAAGCGACUCAAACAGCAGGUUCAAGAUCCUCAAGGAGGCAAGAUGGCACCUUUGUGGUUGGCAUGCCGUCUAUCGCACUACACUAGAGAUGGGUGUAAACGGAGGUCGGAGCCAGCUGCAAAUGGAAAACAAAGAAGAAAACCUUGUUCACAUGUCAGCGUGCAGUUGAAAAGAAGGGAGAUCUUGCCCAAAAUAUUGGGACACCAGGACAAUGGUCGGAGACUUUCCUAAAUGACAUUACGGACAAUGCAAGACAAAGGCUGUCAAAUAACUGUGGAGUGUUUGU